This is a messenger RNA of Mixia osmundae IAM 14324, 3609 nucleotides long. RefSeq lists its product as uncharacterized. Bases 1 to 3609 code for a protein of 1202 amino acids. The record is from RefSeq and is a predicted model, not a curated record. Gene Ontology annotation, molecular function: RNA binding; RNA helicase activity; ATP binding. Lineage: Eukaryota; Fungi; Basidiomycota; Mixiomycetes; Mixiales; Mixiaceae. The transcript is spliced from 4 exons. Gene Ontology annotation, biological process: mRNA splicing, via spliceosome; spliceosomal complex disassembly. Gene Ontology annotation, cellular component: catalytic step 2 spliceosome; intracellular anatomical structure.
AUGGAGAUAGAGGCGCUCGAGAAGCUCUCGUUGGUGAACUCGAUCACACAGGAAUUGGUCAACCACACGGGCAUGAACGACAAGGUCCUCGCCGAAUUCCUGAUCGACUUGCACGAACAGUCGUCCUCUCUCGAUGCAUUCAGACAGGCACUCGUCGACAAUGGAGCAGAGGGACUGCCAGACUCUUUUGUCACAUCCAUGGAUAGGCUCGUGCUUCGCAUGCACCCGAAGCACAAGAAGCCUCGCGCUGUGCAAGACACGAACGGUCACUCAAAGUCGAUUGAAACAGUUGAUGCAGUAGCAAGCACGGGCGAUCCUGCGCAAGAUGCAGAGCGAGAGAGGAAGAAGAGACUGUUUCCCGGUCUCGCUAUGCCGGACACGGAGUGGCAGCCCAGCUUUGAGCCAGACAUGGCGACAGACAAAGCCAGCAAGUCCAAAACAGCCGACUUGUUGGGCGUCGACGAUCUGAUGAGUCAGCUCGAAUCCGAAGCCAAGAAGCGCAGGACGUUGCCCGCAAUAGAGGAAGAUGAGACAUCCAACAAACGCAUGAGAAGAGACUCUCGUUCGCCCCCGAUGCCUGAUCGUUCACGACGGCGGAGCCCAGAUUAUACGUCCUCACGCAACGGUGACGAACGAGGUCGUUCGAGGGAAGAUCGCAGGCCGAUACUACCCAGUCGUGAUGCAAUGGACGACAAGCCGACCUUGUACAAGGUUUAUCCAGGCAAAGUCACAGGCCUCAAGAACUUUGGCGCAUUCGUCAGCCUGAGUAACCUACGCGGUCGAUUCGAAGGACUUGUCCACGUGGGCUCGAUCGGUGUAGGCAGAAUCAACGACCCGGCAGAUGUGCUCUCUCGCGGGCAAUCCGUAUACGUCAAAGUCAUGUCGAUUGCGGGCAACAGGAUAGGACUCAGCAUGCGCGAUGCCGACCAGCAGUCUGGCUCUGAUCUCACUCCCCACCUGAGGAUAAAGAGCGAAGCCGAGCUAGCAGAAGAGGAAGCUAGCAAAUACGCCACUGGCGCCAACGGCGUGCUAGGCUCUCGGGGAGGGCAGAGUAAGCCACCUAUGCAGUUUGACGAUAACGUACGCUCUUCAGCAAGGAGAAUGACCAGUCCGGAGCGGUGGGAGAUCAAGCAAUUGAUCGCCUCGGGUCAUGCAAAACGGAGCGAUUACCCGAACCUCGACGAUGACUUUGCGACCCCCUCUUCGAAGCCUGGGGAAGCAGAUGCAGAUGAAGAGGUCGAGGUCGAGGUGCGAGAGGAAGAAGCGCCAUUCCUGGCCGGCCAGACCAAACGUGUUCUCGAUCUCUCGCCGGUCAAGAUCGUCAAAGCGCCCGAUGGUACCCUCAACCGAGCAGCUCUGUCUGGUGCAUCUCUCGCAAAGGAGCGCAAGGAGCUCAAGCAGCAAGAAGCCAACGACGUCGAUGCUGAGACGACCAAUAUCAACCAGGCUUGGCUUGACCCGGCUGCAAAUCCUGCAGAUCGUACUUUUGCACAGGACAUGCGAGGCAAUGCGUUGGGACGCAAGGAGCAGCAACAGCCAGCUUGGCGAGCGGCGACAAAAUCUCUUGCGUUUGGUAAGAUGACGACAAUGUCGAUGCAACAGCAGCGCGAAUCUUUGCCGAUCUACAAGUUCAAGGAUAAGCUCAUAGAAGCCAUCACGGAAAAUCAGGUCCUCGUCGUCGUCGGCGACACCGGGUCCGGCAAGACGACUCAGAUGACACAGUACCUGGCAGAGGCUGGCUUUGCGGAUCGCGGCAAGAUUGGCUGCACACAGCCUCGACGAGUUGCCGCCGUGUCUGUUGCGAAGCGAGUGGCCGAAGAAGUCGGCUGUCGAGUCGGUCAGGAAGUAGGCUAUACAAUUCGUUUCGAAGACUGCACUUCGCCAGAAACGCGAAUAAAGUACAUGACAGAUGGUAUGCUCCAGCGAGAAGCGCUCAUCGAUCCAGAUAUGAGCAACUACUCGGUCAUCAUGCUCGACGAAGCCCACGAGCGUACCAUCGCUACCGAUGUGCUGUUCGGUCUGUUGAAGAAGACGCUCAAGAGGCGGAAAGAUCUCAAGCUCAUUGUCACCUCUGCCACGCUCGAUGCUGAGAAGUUCGCGCGGUACUUCUACAACUGCGACAUUUUCACCAUUCCGGGUCGGACGUUCCCAGUCGAAGUGCUGUACACCAAAGAAGCAGAAUCAGACUACCUCGACGCGUCACUCAUCACUGUCAUGCAGAUCCACCUUUCCGAGCCGCCUGGAGAUAUAUUGCUGUUCCUGACCGGCCAGGAAGAGAUCGACACGAGCUGCGAGAUCUUAUUCGAGCGCAUGCGCGCUCUCGGCCCUCAAGUGCCAGAGUUGAUCAUCUUGCCCAUCUACUCUGCACUGCCAUCCGAGAUGCAAUCACGCAUUUUCGAUCCGGCUCCGCCAGGCGCUCGCAAAGUCGUCAUCGCGACCAAUAUUGCAGAGACCUCCAUCACCAUCGAUGGCAUCUACUACGUUGUCGAUCCCGGCAUGGCGAAGCAGAAUGCAUACGAUCCCCGGCUGGGCAUGGACUCGCUCGUCGUCACGCCUAUCUCGCAAGCCCAAGCCCGACAAAGAACCGGUCGUGCUGGGCGGACAGGGCCUGGCAAAUGUUAUCGACUGUAUACAGAGGCAGCGUAUCGCAACGAGAUGCUGCCAAAUCCUGUACCCGAGAUACAGCGUCAGAAUCUCGAUCAUACCAUCCUGAUGCUCAAAGCGAUGGGUGUCAAUGAUCUGAUCAAUUUUGAUUUUAUGGAUCCACCACCUCAGCAGACACUCGUGACGGCACUCGAACAGCUCUACGCCCUGUCAGCCCUCGAUGACGAGGGUCUACUGACUCGUCUGGGCCGCAAGAUGGCCGACUUUCCUAUGACGCCGCCGCUCGCCCGUAUGCUCAUCGAAUCUGUCGAUUUGGGCUGCUCGGAGGAAGCGUUGACGAUCGUGGCAAUGCUGUCGAUCCCGAGUCCGUUCUACCGACCAAAGGACAAGCAAGCGCAAGCAGACGCGAAGAAGGCCAAGUUCCAUCAGCCCGAAGGCGAUCAUCUGACUUUGCUCAUGGUCUACAAUGGAUGGAAAGCGAGCAAAUUCUCUGCUCCGUGGUGUAGCGAUAACUUUGUCCAGGCUCGAUCGCUGAAGAAGGCACAAGAUGUGCGAAAACAGCUCGUAGGCAUCAUGGAUCGAUACAAGUACGAUCUCGUGUCUGCCGGCAGACAGUUUCACCGGGUUCAACGGGCUAUCUGUGCUGGCUUCUUCCGCAAUGCUGCUAAGAAGGAUCCUCAAGAGGGCUACAAGACGCUCGUCGAGGGAACGCCAGUCUUCUUGCACCCCAGCUCGUCGCUGUUCAACCGAGCGCCAGAAUGGGCGGUCUAUCACGAGCUCGUCUUGACCUCGAAAGAGUACAUGCGCGAAGUGACUGCGAUCGAUCCAAAGUGGCUCGUCAACGCUGCGCCCAACUUCUUCAGAGUGGCAGAUGCCAACAAGCUCUCGAAGCGAAAGCGAGCAGAAAAAGUCGCGCCGUUGUUCGAUCGAUUCGCAAAGGAGCAAGACGACUGGCGUAUCUCAAAAGUCAAGCGAGCCGUCCGUACGAGUCAGUCGUUUGGCUAG